Messenger RNA from Lactuca saligna, 870 nucleotides. The record is from the annotation of a GenBank genome assembly. NCBI's taxonomy places the organism in Eukaryota, Viridiplantae, Streptophyta, Magnoliopsida, Asterales, Asteraceae.
AUGAAUAUCUCGAAUACAAGAGGAUCGGAUGACGAAAAAAGCACAAACAACGGUAAGAAUAUUGUCCCAAACCCUAAUUUAACAACAUCUUCGUGGACAAAACUGAGAGAUCCAAGAAUCGUUCGAGUUUCACGAGCCUUUGGUGGGAAAGACAGACAUAGUAAAGUUUGCACAGUGAGAGGAUUAAGAGAUAGGCGAGUAAGGCUAUCUGUUCAAACUGCUAUUCAGUUAUAUGAUCUUCAAGAUCGCCUCGGACUUAAUCAACCCAGCAAGGUUGUUGAUUGGUUGCUCGAUGUUGCUAAGCAUGAAAUCGAUGAACUUCCUCCUCUCCAAAUGCCAUCUGGGAACUUCGGUCAAAAUCUUCAAUCAAUGAUCAAUGUUGCUUCUCACUCCGAAAAUCUUGAAGGUGUUAGAACGAAUACUAAUGGUCUCAACUGGGAGGAUUACUGGAAUCCCGAUAAAUCUAAGGAGAAUAAAGAUCAUUUCUUUGUUCAAUCGAGUACUCAAUCUUCAUCUUUACCAAAUGUGUGCAACAAUGUUGUGCCAAAUGGUUCUUUCUUGAAAUUGAAUCCUUCAAAUUUGUCAUUAUCACAGUUCGGAAGCUAUGGGUCAAUGGCACAUCAUCAAGAAAAUGCAAGUGAUAAUUUCAAUCAUAUCGCAUACCCACUUCCAUCUCAUGAUCAUAACGUGAGGUAUCAAUUUGAUCCAAAACAACUAACCUUUGAGAUGUUGAGCUCUUCAUCUUCAAGUUCACAUCAACAACCUUUGUCUUCUUCACCUCUAUAUACAAUAAACCAAGGGAUGGUUAGGCCUUUGCACUUGAGUAUGAACCCUAAGCCUUUUCCUUCUGAAGAAAAUGGACAUUCAUGA